AUGCGCAGGUCAAGCGUAUCCUCCAGUCAAGUGUUGGAGCAUAUGCAACCGAACAAUAGUUUUGUAGCUUCGCAACACGACUUUAGCAGCCCAGACAGAAUACGAAGAUAUGACGAAAAUGAGGACUCGCGUGCCUCAAGGACAGAUGCCAGUAUAGACAACAAUACAUCAAAUGUCAGCAUCCAUAAUGAAGCAACUAUAACAGAUGCUGAUUAUUUGGCAGCAAAGUUUGCUGCAAACAGCUCAGGAACCCCGCGCAAAGUGGAUUCUCCGAUGGACAGUGGAGACUACAGCUAUGAAGAGGAACGGCCCAUGUAUAACAAGAUAUCACCCAAACUGAGUAAAGUAUCAAAGUAUUUCAAGAGCAAGAGGUCCCCGGGUAAAAGUCUACUGGAUAAAUAUAAACACCUGGCGGAUGAUGAUGAUGAUGAAGACGAAGGUAUUUCAAAAGAAAUAAGUAAUCGAACUACUCAAAACUCGAACAAUGAUCCCAACUACCCAGUGAAGGAACGAUCACCAGGUAAGAACCUAUUACACAAGAUCAAACACGAUGAGGAGAUUGAUGAUGAAGAGGUGCAAAAAGGAGAUAAUACGAAUGGGCUUGGUAUGUCCUCACCAUUGAAAAGUGUCAAACGCCGUAAAACGGAAGAAGUGAAUCAGAUUUCCCACCUUUUCAGUGACGAUGCCUCUUAUCAAGAUAUUUUUAACUCAAGAGACCGCGGAAACAACCUUCUUGAAAAUCCAUAUCCUGGGAAAGGAAUAGUGCUGUCAGAUAAUGUCAACAUCCAGGUAGCAAACUCCCAAGUCCAAGCAAGUCCCGAUCCCGUGCGAUGUGAAAAUCCAUUAUUGGAGAAGUCGUCACCGAUGAAAAGUGCAAUUAGUAGGGAACCAUUGCAAGAGAACGACGAUAUUUCACAAAAUGGAGGUAGUGAUUUUGAAACCCAGUAUAUUAUUCAGUCCGAGGGUCCCAUCAGCUCCAAUAGUCACGGAAACGAUAGAUCACAAAGUCAGCGCGAUGGUAAGGAUGAAUCAACUGAACAGAAUGCUGAUAACGGUAAUGAUUCCAACAUCGUGGCCUCAGUUCCUUACGAAGAGGAAAAUCUUGACACAUCAAAUAACGCUAAGAACCGUUUGGAGAUUUUAGAUGAAAACGAUUAUGAUACACAUGGUAUGGAUUUGACUCACUUUUCAGAAAAUGCUGAUACGACUAUUCUACCUAAGGGUGCCAUGACACAACUCCUCUGUCCAAAUGAUCGGAUUGUACACAAAAAUGAUACGCAAACGCUGAAUUAUGGUAGUUCGAACACAACACAAUUGGUGCCUGCAACUGAAACACAACCAUCCAAUACAACUGAUUUGUUGUGCAAUGCGAAUGAAACUCAGAGGACACAGGAGAGUACUGGUGUUUUAGCAAAGGAAGAGGAUAGGAACUUUGUAGAGGAUAUGAAUCCCGAAUUUGCUCAUGAAAUGCCUAUAUCUAAUGAUGAACAAAUGUUCAAAUCUGAGUCAGGGGUGGAGCAAAAUAAACUCUCUCAGGAUCUAAGCAUUUCGAAACCGGUAUUGGUGACACAACUCCUCAAUUCUCAACGAAGAUAUAUUUCAAAAUUUAACCAUGAAAUAUUAUUAGAUGCUAAUUGCAGCCUUCAAGAGACACAAAUGGUACCUCUUAGUUCCCUAGAAAAUGAACAUGAGAUUUCCUUAAUACAACCAACCCCUGAUGGCGCUUUUUCUGUGGAUGCUCCCCAACUGGACUUACCAAGAAAAUUAACAGACGUGAUUAGUGUAGACACUACAAAGUCACAACAUACCACGGAUGCACCAGAGGAAGAAAGAGAGCCUGAAAAAAAUAUGUCGAAAAAACUAGAAGCACAGCCAUUGGAAUACAUUGUGAAAAACUACCAAUCAUCAUCAUCCUCAUCCCAAAGGGAGACAGACCCCGAUGAUACAGGAAGCUCACCAUCCUCUUCCCCAAAACAGACUGAUCCAGAUGAUAACAAGAGUUUGACAUCUACAGACAACCAGCACAUCGAUGAAAUGCUAAAGGAAACUGUAGUUCUCAAGGUUUCUAAUAAACCCAAUACGUCGGAUGGUGAUCAGGAGGAGGGAAAUUUGAAAAAAAGCACAUCCUCAAUAAUAAUGAGCGAAGGAGAUGUCACACAAGAACUACCUGAAAUGGAAGAUGAAAAUGAGGUUGCGGAUGAGCUUGAGGAUGACGACCAAUGCAGGAAAAACACUUCAUCCGGUAACUUAAGCAUUAACGAGGCAACAAAAACGAACGUCGACAUGGAUGAUUCCGACAUAAUUAUUACGAGGAGGAGACCUCAUAGGGAGACUUUUGAUUCUUUAGAGUUAACUCAAGGCGAAGAAAAUGGAGAGGCAACUUUGAUACCCAUUGAACAAACGACCACUCCAGCUGAACCCGAAGGAACCAUUAGGACGGUAGAUGAAAGGUACCUUAAUUUAAAUGAUAUCAAGUUCAAAAAUUCUAUUUGGUGCCAAUAUAAGCUGGAUAUGAAAUACUAUCCUGCAAUAUUAUUAAAGAUUGAGAAAGAGAAUAACGAAUGCAAAGUCCGAUUUAGUGACAGAGACGAUUAUUACAAGAUAGAUGAUGUUCAUCCAUUAGAUAUCAGAAUCAAUGAUACAGUGAAUUUUUUAGGACAUCCGUAUGUAGUGGUUGGAUUAGAAGCCAAAAAUAAAGAAGAGGAUACGAUCAGGUGUAUACGGGGCUAUGACACUUUGCAUCUUAAAAAGAAAACACUAGCUGGGACAUUAGUGGGAGAAACUGUUAUUACACCCCUGUCAUCUAUCCACAUAGAGUUAGAGGAGUGGUACAAGAGGGCUAAAAUUAACCCCACCGCUGAUACCGAUGAUAAUAAUACAGGGCAUGAAGACCUGAAACAUCCCAUCCGCGGAAGAGGAAAACGCCGAAUAAUAUCUACACAAAAUUUAAAGAGAAAUGGUAGGCAUCCCAACUAUGAGGAGAUAGAUUCUGAAGAUAGCGAUUCUUACCUCACGCAACCUGACGCAAAGGGAGACGAACAAGGUACGCCCUCUAUACAUUAUUCUAUUAGUGCAGUUCCAAAACAGGCAAAAAUAGAUCAAUCGAACACACCAACGCCCAGUGAAAAAGAACAGAACACUUCUCAUAACAUUUUUGAUGAAUGUCUCUUUGUGAUCACCGGAAUCACCGGUGGUAAGAAAGCAGAGAUUGCGUCUGAAAUUGAAAAAGAAGGUGGUGUAGUCUUGGAGUCUGGGUUUGCUGAUUUACUUGGUUUCUCUAAGUUGAUUGAUGAAGAGCAUAAUUCAAAUCGGCGUUCUUUGACCUUAAGCCAAUCGAGUGCCACUGGACAAAAAUUCAAAUUUGCCUGUUUAUUAAGUGAUCAAUACAGGCGAAGCACUAAAUACCUGGAAACACUUGCUCUUGGCUGGCCCACCUUGCAUUUUGACUUCCUCAAUGCGUGCUGCAAUGCAGGGAAAAUGGAGGAUAGGUUUAUUCUCCAAUACCUUUUGCCCUCAGGGGAAAGUACUAGGUUGCAUUCAGGGGACAAUUCAAAACGUUCUGUGGUGAAAUCAAAUAACAUUGUCACCUUUUAUAACCGGUAUCUCAACAGGGUGACAUUGAACAACCAACUGGAUGCCAUGAACUACAUUUUAACGGACUAUGAAAUCAUAAUCUGUGGCAGAACGCAGUUAACGGUAUUCAUGAAAUUUGUGACCAGGUGUUUGGGAGCAGAGACCGUAUAUCAAAUGGAUAACAUACUAUCCAAGGAUGUCAUGUCUUCGCUUGCUGAUAUAUUUGAAAAGUCACAAAGACAGGGCACUAAACUUAUAAUACUUUUAAACGAAGCAAUAGAGUGUCCUGCCGAUAUGUUAAAGAAAACGAGGAAUAUGGUGCAUGAGAAAUAUUCUUAUUAUAACGUCUCUUUCUACGUCGAAACAAAGGAGUGGUUGAUACAAACUCUUAUAAAUGGGGAUGCAGGCUUUACUGAAUGA
Messenger RNA from Huiozyma naganishii CBS 8797, 3993 nucleotides. RefSeq names its product chromatin-binding protein RAD9 (gene RAD9). The coding region runs from base 1 to 3993 and encodes 1330 amino acids. Lineage: Eukaryota; Fungi; Ascomycota; Saccharomycetes; Saccharomycetales; Saccharomycetaceae. Gene Ontology annotation, biological process: DNA damage checkpoint signaling; positive regulation of transcription by RNA polymerase II. Gene Ontology annotation, cellular component: nucleus. The transcript has a single exon. The record is from RefSeq and is a predicted model, not a curated record. Gene Ontology annotation, molecular function: histone binding.